AUGGCCGACUCAACACAAGGUGACACGCACGACAAGGCGUGGGAGAAAGCUGAGAAGAAGUUUGCACACAAACAUGCCAGCCAAUAUUACGAUCCAUGCCAGGACUUCGCGGAUCGGAGUCUUAAGUGCAUGAAGCGGAAUGGCUUUGAUCGCGAGAUGUGCCAUGAUUACUUCCAGUAUGUUCAUGACCCUUUAAUGCAUCUGGUCGCUCGUAGCAUAUCGCGAUUGCAAAAAGAACUGGAUUAA
Penicillium arizonense is the source of this 246-nucleotide messenger RNA. RefSeq lists its product as uncharacterized. The transcript has 4 exons. The record is from RefSeq and is a predicted model, not a curated record. NCBI's taxonomy places the organism in Eukaryota, Fungi, Ascomycota, Eurotiomycetes, Eurotiales, Aspergillaceae. The coding region runs from base 1 to 246 and encodes 81 amino acids.